Penicillium salamii is the source of this 939-nucleotide messenger RNA. NCBI's taxonomy places the organism in Eukaryota, Fungi, Ascomycota, Eurotiomycetes, Eurotiales, Aspergillaceae. The record is from the annotation of a GenBank genome assembly.
AUGUUUUUCGAUCUAAAUGUCCCUUACAGCCCCGAUGACCCGGAGGUGCCCCACACAUUGAAUUUCCUUGCUGAACUUGGUUACACCACCGUUGCGCUGUCUCAAACAAUCAAUGGGAAGCUUCCGCCCUCUAUCGCUCCACCUUCUCUUCCGACAAAUGCGCCGAAAUCCCUCCAACUGCUGACCAGGUUAAACCUGACCUUGGCCGAUCCCGCGCAGAAUCAGCGCCUAGCUGCCCUGAGCCAAGCUUAUGAUAUCGUUGCCCUUCGUCCCACAAACGAGAAAUUGCUUCUGAAUGCGUGCACGAAUCUGGAAUGCGAUGUGAUCUCUAUUGAUCUCUCGGUGCGACUUCCAUACCACUUCAAAUUCAAAAUGUUGUCCGCAGCCAUUUCACGUGGAGUCCGAAUCGAAAUUUGUUAUGGAAAUGGAGUCACCGGGAGUGGGCUUGAUGCGCGGAGGAAUCUCAUCGGGAAUGCGACUUCCUUGAUCCGCGCAACACGCGGCCGAGGUAUCAUCAUAUCAAGCGAAGCCCGAAGGGCUUUAGGUUUGCGAGCCCCGUGGGACGUGAUCAAUCUUGCCUGUGUCUGGGGUCUUUCGCAAGAGCGUGGAAAGGAAGCAAUUUGCGAGGAGGCGAGAAAGGUGACUGCGUUGGCCAAAUUGAAGCGGACCAGCUGGCGAGGCAUUGUGGACAUUGUCCACGGCGGCGAGAAGCCCAAGCCUGCGGAGCCGACCCAAAAGGGCAAGUCCGCACCCAAAACCCCAGCGCCGAAACCACAAGAACCCGUGCAGGCCGACACUGGAGCAGACAAUCUCAAGAGAAAAGCUUCUGUCAGUUCUGAGCCGGUCGUCGAGGACCCCAAUAAGCCUCUUUCGAAGAGAGAAAUCAAACGACGAGCCAAGAAGGCGAAGUUUGAUGCCAAGGGUGAAACUGCCACUUGA